GACAUCAUUUCUGGUCCGGUAUAAAAGCCCAGUUAGCGGACUGAAGACUAUCACAGACCCCCAGCUGUUCUGCGUACUGUAGCCCGAUCAUCAUGCGUGAAAUUGUACAUCUGCAAAUUGGACAAUGUGGCAACCAGAUCGGCUCAAAGUUUUGGGAAGUGAUCAGUGAGGAACAUGGGAUCAAUGCAGUAGGACUCUACGAAGGAGAGAGUGACCUCCAACUGGAGAGGGUCAACGUCUACUUCAAUGAAGCAUUCGGUGGUAAAUAUGUCCCCAGGGCCCUGCUUGUGGACCUGGAGCCUGGCACCAUGGACAGUGUCAGAGGAAGUCGCAUUGGGGCCCUUUUUAGACCAGACAACUUCAUCCAUGGGAACUCAGGAGCCGGGAACAACUGGGCGAAGGGCCACUACACCGAGGGAGCCGAGCUGGUGGAGCAGGUGAUUGACAGAGUGAGGAAUGAGAGUGAAAGCUGUGACUGCCUCCAGGGUUUCCAGCUGGUUCACUCAUUGGGGGGCGGCACUGGCUCCGGCAUGGGAACCCUCCUCAUCAACAAGAUUCGUGAGGAGUACCCCGACCGCAUCAUGAACAGCUUCAGCAUCAUGCCAUCGCCCAAAGUCUCUGACACGGUGGUGGAGCCGUACAACGCUACGCUGUCAGUCCACCAACUCCUGGAGAACACAGACGAGACCUUCUGCAUCGACAACGAAGCCCUGUAUGACAUCUGUUUCCGCACGUUAAAACUGACCACACCGACUUACGGCGAUCUCAACCACUUGGUGUCCAUGACCAUGAGCGGGGUCACGACCUCACUGAGAUUUCCGGGACAGCUCAACGCAGACUUGAGGAAGCUUGCUGUCAACAUGGUGCCCUUCCCUCGCCUCCACUUCUUCAUGCCAGGCUUCGCUCCUCUGACAGCACGUGGCAGCCAGCAGUACAACGCCCUCACUGUGCCCGAGCUCACCCAGCAGAUGUUUGAUGCCCGCAACAUGAUGACGGCCUGCGACCCGAGGCGGGGGCGCUACCUCACGGUCGCCGGUGUCUUCCGUGGUAAGAUGUCCACCAAAGAGGUAGACGAACAGAUGCUUGCAAUCCAGCAGAAAAACAGCAACUACUUUGUGGACUGGAUCCCCCAUAACGUGAAGGUUGCCGUGUGUGACAUCCCACCCCGAGGCCUCAGAAUGGCCUCGACGUUCAUCGGCAAUAACACAGCCAUUCAGGAGAUAUUCCGCAGAGUGGGCGAGCAGUUCUCCCUGAUGUUCCGACGCAAGGCUUUCCUCCACUGGUACACAGGGGAAGGUAUGGAUGAAAUGGAGUUCACUGAGGCAGAGAGCAACCUCAACGACCUGGUGUCAGAGUACCAGCAGUACCAAGACGCCACUGCUGAUCUAGAUUGGGAACCAGAGGAGGAAGAGGAAGAGGGACCCUCAUCAUCAGUGACCAGACAGGGUCAGUCUCAGGUGGAGGUUAAACUGGAAACAGUGACAGAAACGAUCACAGAAACUGUAGAUGAGUAGAAAACAAAGGGGCACAGUGUGGCAUGUUGGUGUGACUUUUUGUGGCAUGGAUGAAGAAAACAUAUGUGGGAUCGUUGGUCCAAAAAGAGAACUCUUAAUUUGUAGUUAGUUAUUUUUUAAAAAUAGUGCAUCAUAUUUCAAUAAUGCUAAUUGUCUAAUUUGUAUUCUUCAGAUGACUUGUGUGUUUAUAUGUUUGAUUUGGAGAAAUAGUUCUUCUUAUACAGUAAAUUUUUGAUCAGGAACUUUUUUGCAUGUGUAUAUACAUAUAUAUUACAUUAUUUUACCAGCUUAUUAUAAUCUACAGCUUUAAAAAUAAAAUUGGGAUGUUUACACUGUUUGUAUAAGUUAUGACGGUAAUUAAAAAGAGUAAAAUGCAAA
Messenger RNA from Amphiprion ocellaris (clown anemonefish), 1892 nucleotides. It is a transcript of the gene tubb1, whose product is annotated as tubulin, beta 1 class VI. Gene Ontology annotation, cellular component: microtubule; cytoplasm. Gene Ontology annotation, molecular function: structural constituent of cytoskeleton; GTPase activity; GTP binding. Lineage: Eukaryota; Metazoa; Chordata; Actinopteri; Pomacentridae. Gene Ontology annotation, biological process: mitotic cell cycle; microtubule cytoskeleton organization. Bases 93 to 1514 code for a protein of 473 amino acids. The record is from RefSeq and is a predicted model, not a curated record. The transcript has 4 exons.